Molecule: messenger RNA, 1242 nt
Organism: Pteropus alecto (black flying fox)
Lineage: Eukaryota; Metazoa; Chordata; Mammalia; Chiroptera; Pteropodidae
Gene: TBPL2
Product: TATA-box binding protein like 2
Exons: 7
Coding region: 45-1073 (342 amino acids)
Biological process (GO): DNA-templated transcription initiation
Molecular function (GO): RNA polymerase II general transcription initiation factor activity; DNA binding
Source: RefSeq, a predicted model, not a curated record
CCCUCAUCCAUUCCCCCAUCCCCCAAGACUGAGACCUCCGGCGCAUGGAGGAAGAAGAGACAUACCUGGAGCUCUACCUGGACCAGUGCGCCGCCCAGGAUGACAUCACCCCACCUGAGAUGCCCCUGCUCAGCCCAGUUGUACCUGAUGAUGUGUACAUAUCUAAUUCAUCCAAACCAGAGACUGCGUUUAAUUCACAUCUUGAAGUAGUCAAAGAAACAUCUGGUGAUUUCUCAUCUGUGGAUCUUAGCUUCCUACCAGACGAACUUACCCAAGAAAGUAAAGACCUGACUGUCAGAAGCAAGCAUGAAAUUGAAGAAAAUUGUAAAACUCAAAAUCAGCAAAGUAAGCUGCUGUUAUCCAGCCAACAAGAUGUUACCCUAGGUUUAAACAGUAGCUCUUCAUCAAAUUCCCAUUCACAUCUGCACCCCGGUGAUGCUAACUCAGUCCAGCCCUCUCCUGAAAAACCAAACUCCUUGCCUCUGGCAUCCAUAACUCCCAUGACACCAAUGACCCCUGUUUCAGAAUGUUCUGGAAUUAUGCCUCAACUACAAAAUAUAGUUUCCACUGCAAACCUGGCCUGUAAAUUGGAUCUAAAGAAAAUAGCUUUGCAUGCAAAAAAUGCGGAAUAUAAUCCAAAGAGGUUUGCUGCUGUCAUAAUGAGGAUCCGAGAGCCCAGGACAACAGCCCUCAUAUUUAGUUCUGGGAAAAUGGUCUGCACAGGAGCCAAAAGCGAAGAGCAGUCUCGACUCGCAGCGAGAAAGUACGCUCGUGUGGUGCAGAAGCUUGGGUUCCCUGCCAGAUUCCUCGAUUUUAAAAUUCAGAACAUGGUUGGAAGCUGUGAUGUGAGAUUUUCCAUCAGGCUGGAAGGUUUGGUGCUAACCCAUCAGCAGUUUAGUAGUUACGAACCUGAACUGUUUCCUGGCCUUAUAUAUAGAAUGGUAAAACCACGAAUUGUUUUGCUUAUCUUUGUAUCAGGAAAAGUUGUGUUGACAGGUGCCAAAGAACGUUCUGAGAUCUACGAAGCAUUUGAAAACAUCUAUCCUAUUCUAAAGGGUUUUAAAAAAGCCUGAGAUCAUUCAUCAUCUCAUAGUAUAUUGGUUUCUGCAUGUGCAUAAGCACAACACAGAAACAGCUAGAUUUUUCUACCUUUAAUUGUAAAUAGUCCAUGCACAUUUUGACUUCUGAGAAGGAUGAUUCUAUGUGAGUGACCAUGCCUAAGAAAUGAAGAAAACUUCUGAU